AUGAGACAAAUGACAAGUAGACUACAGGUCCAUGCUAAAAAAUCUAUGGAAAAAUUUCGUGAAAUAAAUAUGGUGAAGAAUUGUCCAGGCCCUAAGGCUUAUCCAAUAAUAGGAAAUCUGAAUAUGAUUCUUGGUGAUUCGAACGAUAUAUCACGUAAAUUAAUAGAAUCGUUUGCAAAAUAUACUUCGCCAUGGAGAUUCUGGAUAGGCCCACAAUUAGUCCUAGCAUUUGAUGAACCUAAAGAUUUGAAGAUUAUAUUAAACAAAGAUUCUGAAUUUGAGAAAAGCCAGUUAUAUGACUUUUUGAAACCUUAUAUCGGUAAUGGGUUGCUUACUGCUCCAGUGUCAAUAUGGGAUAAUCAUCGUAACAUCAUAAAUUCAACAUUUAACCACCAAAUGUUUCCAAUUUAUACGGACGUAAUUGUAAAACAUUCAAUCAGACUAAAUGAGAUUUUAGAAACUAAUAAUGGAAGAAAUAUAGAUAUUUUGCAUUAUGUUCAUCUGUAUGCUCUAUUGGAAAAUGAUUUCAAUUUACAAAAUAAUCCGAAAAACAAACUUCAGAAAUAUAUUACUGAGUAA
Messenger RNA from Polistes dominula (European paper wasp), 579 nucleotides. RefSeq names its product cytochrome P450 4C1. NCBI's taxonomy places the organism in Eukaryota, Metazoa, Arthropoda, Insecta, Hymenoptera, Vespidae. Gene Ontology annotation, molecular function: oxidoreductase activity, acting on paired donors, with incorporation or reduction of molecular oxygen; heme binding; monooxygenase activity. The record is from RefSeq and is a predicted model, not a curated record.